This is a messenger RNA of Cladocopium goreaui, 621 nucleotides long. Lineage: Eukaryota; Dinophyceae; Suessiales; Symbiodiniaceae. The record is from the annotation of a GenBank genome assembly.
AUGAUUCGUGACAUCGGUCUGGAUGAUCAUGACCUUCCAAGCUUCACUCGCUGUGCCUCAAGGGCUGAGGGACGACUUAGGGCGACUGAGCACCUCAUGAGCUGCCCCCAAUCUGUGUCUGCGAUUUUGAUCUUCAAGGCAUUCACUUGCCAUGGGAGGAAAACGACGAUUCCAGGCUACUUUCUCAAUCAUUUUGCUCGGCGACUUUGUGAGGAUCAUCUUCGAUUGGGCCAGUCUCCGCUGACCAGCUCCACAUUGUUCUGUGCAAUGGUGGAGACAUUUCUUGCGUUUUGUGGCUAUCAAGACCACCAUGGCUGGGUGGCAUAUCCAGCAUCUGGCUCUGAUGGCCACAUGAAUUCUCCCACGGGCCUGAAGAUGCAGGUCGAUUUGCCUCCCAGAUGCGAGAUCCUUUGGGAUCUUUGGCAAGAUCUCUGUGACUACGACCACGCGCAUCCGGGAUCCAAUUGGGCCAACCGGGCCCACAGGGCCUUCGGACUUGCACGACACAUGCUUCUCCAGGUGCUGGCAGCGAGAAUUGAGGACAACCAUGAAUUCUUCAGAAAUCACUCCGCCUUGUAUCGAUGUCCUGCGAGCAACCAGGUGUUGGACGAUUUCUUUUGA